Molecule: messenger RNA, 1946 nt
Organism: Gossypium raimondii (Peruvian cotton)
Lineage: Eukaryota; Viridiplantae; Streptophyta; Magnoliopsida; Malvales; Malvaceae
Product: probable glucan 1,3-beta-glucosidase A
Exons: 10
Coding region: 161-1759 (532 amino acids)
Biological process (GO): cell migration; actin filament bundle assembly; carbohydrate metabolic process
Cellular component (GO): actin cytoskeleton; cytoplasm
Molecular function (GO): actin filament binding; protein-macromolecule adaptor activity; hydrolase activity, hydrolyzing O-glycosyl compounds
Source: RefSeq, a predicted model, not a curated record
AUUGUUUACAAGGCUGAAUUUGGUAUAAUUUGAUUGAUAAGGAAGGGAUUACUAAAGAUUCUCUUUUCCGAAUAGAUUUUUCAUUUUCCCCUUUCUUUCCUGGAAAACACUUGUCAUUUUUGUUUCUUGUUUGAUGCAAUUUUGAAAGGCUGCAUUCUUCAUGGAACUUGUUAUUAGCAAAUGGGUAUUUGCAUUUUCACUCUUUUCUUGGCUAAUCUUUUCUGUAGCAUAUUCAGUGGAAGGGUUGGAUGAAGAUUCUAAAGUAAGAGGGGUGAACUUAGGAGGGUGGUUGGUUUUAGAAGGUUGGAUUAAGCCUUCUCUUUUUGAAGGAAUUCCCAAUCCAGACAUGCUUGAUGGAACACAAGUUACUUUCAAGUCAGUGAAAUUGCAGAAAUAUGUUUGUGCUGAAAAUGGAGGUGGAAGCGACAUCUCUGUUAAUAGAGAUGCUGCUUCUUCAUGGGAAACUUUUACUUUAUGGAGAGUUUCCGAAUCUGAAUUUCAAUUCCGCACCGUACAAGGCCAAUUUCUAUCAUGUUACGGUAAUGGAUGCGUGGUAUCUGCAACUGCAAAAUCGGCUUCCUCGACCGAAACGUUUCAGAUCGAAAGAAAUAAUGACGAUCGUGUUCAUAUUAAAACAAAAAGUGGAGCCUAUCUGCAGGCUACCAUAGACAAUCAGCUCGUAGCAGAUUAUCCAGGAAAUCCAGGAUGGGAUGAUAAUGCAUCCACAUUCGACAUGUCGAUUGUAGCAAAUAACUUGCACGGAGAUUAUCAGCUCGGUAACGGAUACGGGCAUAACAAGGCGAAGGAGGUUCUCGAGAGACAUAGAAGUACUUUUAUCGAUGCAGGAGAUUUUGAGUUUCUACAUAGAAAUGGGAUAAAUACCGUACGGAUUCCGGUCGGCUGGUGGAUUGCUUAUGAUCCAAAUCCUCCCGCUCCCUUCAUCGGAGGAACGUUAAAAGCUCUUGACAAUGCGUUCUCAUGGGCGCAUGCUUAUAAAAUAAAGUGCAUAAUAGACCUUCAUGCUGCACCUGGCUCCCAAAACGGAAUGGAACAUAGUGCUAGUCGAGAUGGCACAGUAGGCUGGACUACAUCGGAAUCGGUUUCGCAGUCAUUGCACGUCAUAGAUUUUCUAGCUUCCAGGUACGCAAAUCAUCCAGCCUUGCUUGGAAUCGAGCUAUUAAACGAACCAUCCGCAGCAUCAGUUCCAUUGGAUGUAUUAGUUCCAUAUUACAAACAUGGCUACGAAAUCGUGCGGAAACACUCCCCGUCAGCUUACGUGAUCGUUUGCCAAAGAAUUGGCAAUGCAAAUCCAAUAGAACUUUAUCAAGCUGAUAUAGGCUCCCACAACUUAGUGGUGGACUUGCAUUACUACAACCUCUUCGACCCGUUCUUCGUCAACUUGAGCCCUAUCGAGAAUAUCCGGUUCAUAUACGAGAGCAGGGAGUCUCAGAUACAUGCUUUGAAUGAUGCGAAGGGUCCACUUGUUUUUAUCGGGGAGUGGGUGAAUGAGUGGAAUGUUACAAAUGGGACACAAGCAGAAUAUCAAGACUUCGGAAGGACUCAAUUAGAGGUGUAUGAUGCAGCUUCCUUUGGUUGGUCAUAUUGGACUCUCAAAAAUGAUAGGGAGCACUGGGAUUUUGAAUGGAACAUUAAGAACAAUUAUCUCCAAUUAAGUAAUUCAAGGAAGAACGAUAUUUUCAACAGACUAAUAUGGCUUUUAGUUGCAUUGGUAUGGUUCCAUCGAUGUCGAAUAUUGUGACAGACAGCAUCGUUGGAGACCCGGAUAGGUCGAAAACAAACGCAUGCCACAUUUUCUUUUACAUAAUUUUCCCCUAUUUUAUACUCUUUGAUACACCACGAACCAUUACAUUCAUUGCUUCUGCAAACCAACUAUUUCAUUCAUUUUGGCAAAUUUGGAAACGUAAUAACACAGAGCAGAGAUUAUC